Molecule: messenger RNA, 1098 nt
Organism: Abrus precatorius (Indian licorice)
Lineage: Eukaryota; Viridiplantae; Streptophyta; Magnoliopsida; Fabales; Fabaceae
Product: GDSL esterase/lipase At1g29670-like
Exons: 5
Coding region: 1-1098 (365 amino acids)
Molecular function (GO): hydrolase activity, acting on ester bonds
Source: RefSeq, a predicted model, not a curated record
AUGGUAGCUAAGACAAAGACAUGGUUGGUUCUGUCCCUUCUUCUAUUGGCUGCAAACUGCAUGCAACAUUGUGUCUAUGGGGACACCCAAUUGCCUUGCCUUUUUAUCUUUGGGGACUCUUUGUCCGACAAUGGAAACAACAAUAAUCUUCCAACAGCUGCAAAAUCUAAUUACAAUCCAUAUGGCAUUGACUUCCCAAAGGGCCCGACUGGAAGAUUCACCAAUGGAAGAACUUCAAUUGAUAUAAUUGGCCAGCUUUUGGGAUUUCAGAAUUUCAUCCCACCCUUUGCAAACCUUAGAGGCUCCGACAUACUUAAAGGUGUGAACUAUGCAUCCGGUGCAGCUGGGAUUCGCAUUGAGACUGGCACACAUCUGGGUGCUGAUAUAAGCUUGGGAUCACAGUUAGCAAAUCAUGGAGUCAUAUUGUCCAAAAUUGCAAACAAACUUGGAGGCUUCGACAAAGCUGUAAAAUACCUUAACAAGUGCUUGUAUUACGUGAAUAUAGGCAGCAAUGAUUACAUAAAUAAUUACUUCCGUCCUCAAAUUUACCCAACAAGCCGCAUCUAUGCCCCUGAUCAAUAUGCCAAAAUUCUUAUUGACCAGUUAUCUCUAUAUUUACAGACGCUGCAUGAUUUUGGGGCAAGAAAAUACGUACUAGUUGGGGUGGGUGCAAUUGGAUGCACUCCAAAUGCAAUGUCUACUCAUGGGACAAAUGGAUCUUGUGUUCAAGAGAUGAAUGCUGCUGCUUCCAUUUACAGUAACAAGCUUAAAUCUCUUGUCGACCAAUUCAAUAACAAGUUCCCUGCUGAUUCCAAAUCCAUCUUUAUAGACAGCACAGCUGGAAGCCUUGACAGUAGUUCCCUUGGUUUCACGGUUUCCAAUGCUCCUUGCUGCCCAACAAGGGAGGAUGGACACUGUGCUCCUGAUCAAAUGCCAUGCAAGAACAGAAAUGAAUACGUCUUUUGGGAUGGAUUCCAUACCACAGAAGCUACCAACCUAAUCGUUGCUUUAACUUCAUACAAUGCUUCUAAUCAAGCCUUCACUCACCCAAUGGAUAUUAAACACCUCGUCCAGUCUAAUUUUGUUUGUAGCUUCUAA